UUUAUUUUUCUCCUUAAAUCAUGUUCAAACCCAAUUCCAAACCCAUGGAUCCACAACACGCCUUGUCCCUAAUCCUCCAUGGCUGCAAAUUUGCUGACGACCUUGAAGCAAUGCUCGGGGAUUUGGCCAACCAGCCCCAAACCCUUUCCAAGGCCUGUGAUGAUAUCAUAAACAUCUUCGCCACUUCCAAAGAAAGGUUAAACAAUGCCCAUCAUCAACCUCUUCCUUUGCAGCAGAUGCAGCCUGGCCCUGAUCCCAGUUUGCAGGAAUGGCUAAAGUAUGGUGUCAUUGCACACGCAAUGGGAAAAAUCCAGGCCAUGGAUGUGUCAGAUUCCGGUAAAGGUUUUUCAUCCUCGUCUCAACGUUCCCAUACAAGCAGCAGGAAGGAUGGUGAAGAGAAACGCACAAUGAGAGAACCGGCGCCUCAGAUUGGAAACACCGACGUUCCUCCGGAGGACAACUACACUUGGAGAAAAUAUGGACAGAAAGAAAUUUUGGGUUCAAGGUACCCUAGGGCAUACUACAAGUGCACACACCAAAAGAUGUAUAACUGCCCUGCGAAGAAGCAAGUGCAGCGUCUAGACAAUGACUUUAACACAUUUGAAGUAACCUACAUUGGUCAGCACACGUGCCACAUGUCCUCCACUGCCCCCUCCAUUGCGCCACCAGAUCAGAUGGUUAGGACCCAAGCUAUGGUUUCUCAGCCUACACUACCUCCACCAUCAGUAACUCCUUCAGGGACAUGGCUUUCAAUGGAAUUUAGUCUAGGUUCGGGUUUGGGUUCGAGUUCUGAUGGAAGACGUGGUGGCGAUGCAGGUGCAUCAGCAGCGGCUUCUGGUGGGGGAGCCACCACAGGCAGUCGAUAUGGAAGCGAUGUCGUCGACUACCCAGUAGUGGCGGAUAUGGCUGAUGCAAUGUUUAAUUCAGGCAGCAGCAGACGCAGCAAUAUCAUGGAUUUUAUUUUUCCACGUAUGGAAGACAAAUGGGAGGCAGGAGACAAGGAAAAUUGAUGAAA
Molecule: messenger RNA, 1015 nt
Organism: Hibiscus syriacus
Lineage: Eukaryota; Viridiplantae; Streptophyta; Magnoliopsida; Malvales; Malvaceae
Product: WRKY transcription factor 55-like
Exons: 3
Coding region: 21-1010 (329 amino acids)
Biological process (GO): regulation of DNA-templated transcription
Molecular function (GO): sequence-specific DNA binding; DNA-binding transcription factor activity
Source: RefSeq, a predicted model, not a curated record